Molecule: messenger RNA, 1458 nt
Organism: Pipra filicauda (Wire-tailed manakin)
Lineage: Eukaryota; Metazoa; Chordata; Aves; Passeriformes; Pipridae
Gene: MAN2B1
Product: mannosidase alpha class 2B member 1
Exons: 12
Biological process (GO): mannose metabolic process
Cellular component (GO): lysosome
Molecular function (GO): alpha-mannosidase activity; carbohydrate binding
Source: RefSeq, a predicted model, not a curated record
GUGAGCCCAGACCCCACAAGGGCCACCUCCUGCCCAGCCAGGUGGUCCCGGUGUCGGGGGUGACCCGCCGGCUGCGGGGCAGGGCCGGGGGGGCCCGGGGGGAGCUGCUGUUCCAGGCCCAGGCCCCCCCCCUGGGGUUCAGCACCUUCAGGGUCCGGCAGCGGAGCCGGGGGGGCUCCCAGGACCCCCCAAAAUGGACCUCGGAGGAGUCGGGGCCGCUGGAGAUCCAGAAUGAGCACCUGAGGGUCGUGUUCGACCCCCACACGGGGCUCCUGCGGGAGAUCCAGAACCGGCCCCGGGGGGUCUCCCUGCCCGUCCUCCAGAACUUCUACUGGUACGCUGCCAGCGCCGGGGACGCCCUGAGCCCCCAGGCCUCGGGCGCCUACAUCUUCCGGCCCAGCUCGGGGCCCGUCCCCGUGGCCGAACGCGUCUCCACAGCCCUGCUCAAGACGCCGCUGGUGCAGGAGCUGCACCAGAACUUCUCCUCGUGGUGCUCCCAGGUCGCGCGGCUGCGCCCGGGGGAGCCCUUCCUGGAGCUCGAGUGGACCCUGGGGCCCAUCCCCGUGGGGGACGGCGUAGGGAAGGAGCUCAUCACACGCUUCCAGACCCCGCUGGCCACGGCCGGGAGGUUCUUCACCGACUCCAACGGGCGCCAGAUCCUGGAGCGCAGGAGGGAUUACAGGCCCACGUGGAACCUGAGCCAGACGGAGCCGGUGGCCGGGAAUUAUUAUCCCGUGAACACCCGGAUCUUCAUCCAGGAUGAGAAGCUGCAGCUCACGGUGCUCACGGAUCGUUCCCAGGGCGGGAGCAGCGUCCAGGAUGGGGCCUUGGAGCUCAUGGUGCACCGGCGGCUCCUGCACGACGACGAGCGGGGGGUGGGGGAGGCCCUGGACGAGCCCCUGGUGGUCCGGGGGAGGCACCGGGUGCUCCUGGACCCCGCGGGGGCCGCGCCUGACGGGCACCGGGGGCGGGCGCAGGAGAUGGUGACACCCCCACACCUGGUGCUGGCAGCGGGGGAGGGGCCUCACCUGAGACAGUUUUCAGGGCUCCGGCGGGCGUUGCCCCCCCACCUCCACCUGCUGACGGUGGCCCCGGGGGAGGGGGCCGGGACCCUCCUGCUGCGCCUCGAGCACCUCGGGGGGCGAGGGGGGACGGAGACCCUCGACAUCACGACCCUGUUCUCAGCCUUCACCGUCACGGCCGUGCGGGAGAUGGCCCUGGGGGGGGACGUCCCCCUGGAAUCCGUGUCCCGCCUGCUCUGGACCACAGCCACAGGCACCCCCAAGCCCCCCCCGGUGCCCAAACUGGACCCGCGGCGGGUGACGCUGGAGCCGAUGCAGAUCCGGACCUUCGAGGUCACCGUGAGCUACCCGGGGCCGGGGGGGCCCUGAGCCACCCCCCUCCCAGCCCCCCCCCCAGCCCCCCAAAAAGUGCAUUAAAGCCCCCUGAGUUUUGUCA